Sorghum bicolor (sorghum) is the source of this 1300-nucleotide messenger RNA. RefSeq lists its product as uncharacterized. The transcript has 2 exons. The coding region runs from base 184 to 783 and encodes 199 amino acids. Lineage: Eukaryota; Viridiplantae; Streptophyta; Magnoliopsida; Poales; Poaceae. The record is from RefSeq and is a predicted model, not a curated record.
CUGCGGCUUCAUUUCAUUUUUGGAGUGAUCGGUUCAGUGUGGUUGCAUGAUUCAGUUAUUAUUAUUAUGCAGGAAGAACGGGGGUGAACAGAACAGGUGGGUGUUGAGCUCUCUCUGGCUCUCGCUAUCCCCACCCCCUGAACCAAGUCUAGUUUAUGUCGUUUAGUUGCUUAACUUGGCGGCAUGAGAUUCCUUUAUUCUGGCUUACUUGUUGCCAUCGAAGCUAACGGGUCAGCUGCCACCAAAGAAUCUGGCGGUGGCCGGGGCUCCGGGCCCGGGAUCUUGCAUCUCCGUGUCCAUGGCCCCGCCAUGUCACUGUCCCCUUCUCCCAGCCGGCCGGCCCCCUUGGCCGCGGACAGCGAUGCCUGUGAACUCCGCGUAAAUUUCCCUGCAUUUUUUUGGCACGAUGCGUCAGAGUCUUGUUUACCCCAACAGGUCGCUCUGAAUCUUCUUCGCUGGUCCCUCUCCAUCACUCCGUGCGAGCGAGCGAGCGAGCGAGGCCGCCGUUUUCCGUGGCCCUCGACGCAACGAGGUGCGUGGGCGUGCGUCUGGCUCAGAUUCCCGUUUCGCAGCGGAUGGCCGGUUGCUGUCGUCCCGUCGCGCCGGUGGCCUGGCGCUUUGCCUCUUUGCUCUUGGUCGUUUGUGCUGCUCGCCGACCCGGUCAAGCUGAGGAGGCCAUGGAUCGCCUUUUAUCUCGUCGAUAAGGGAGGGAGAAAGAAACUUGUGCCGCAUGGAGGUCUCAAUCUGGCGAGCUUUUUUGUCCCCGGACUGAUGAGUCGGUAGCUGAUCGGGAACGGGACGCAUCGUCCGCUCCUGUGACCUAGUACAGUAUUCGCUUCGCUUCGCUCCGGUACGAGGGAACGGUCCCACCGUCCAGGUGUUGGAAAAAAAAAAGUGUUGCGCCCAUGUGGCCGUCAUGUUCUGGGAGCCGAUCCAGCAGCGGGCCGGAGCCGGAUGGUGGCACGGCUCACCACCACACCACACCAGUCGUCCCAUGGGUCUCGCUCGGCUCGCUGCUGUCACACCGGUUGCGUGGUUGCACUCUCCGUGUCUGCGAUUGCUCUUCCGUGCCCGUUCAGUCCUGCACAAAUCCUUUCACCCCUGCUUUGCACCAGUUUGCGUGAGUGGUACGUGUUAACGGGUAGUACGUACAGAGCGCAUGGUACAGUAGUGUAUACGGCCAUAUUUGAAUGACUGAAUCUACGGAGUACGACGCGGGUGGCGUGAUGUUACGUAUAUGUACUGCAGUAUACAUAAGGCUUUGUUUUAAUUCCACCCAAAAUUCAAAAACUUUUCAAGA